Molecule: messenger RNA, 5793 nt
Organism: Peronospora matthiolae
Lineage: Eukaryota; Oomycota; Peronosporomycetes; Peronosporales; Peronosporaceae
Source: the annotation of a GenBank genome assembly
AUGGCUUCCGUGUGUGGCGCUCUCCGGCAGCUCACGAGCGUCUGCGUCGCGCCUCCCGAGUCUCCGCCACUCCAGCGCGUACCUUCUUCCUCGCUGCUUCUACCAAAACCAAACGCGCCGCUGAAGCUCUUGGCGCCUGCCACGCACGUCGCGCGCAAUAGUCGCGUCGGGUACACGUCGCUGAACCAAUUCACGCGCUCGGUCGAGAGUAUCGCGACUCUGCGCGUACCCAAGAUACAAGCAGGUGAACGCACGUCCAGCAGUGCUAUGGACGCGCUGCUAGGCGUGCAGCUCGUGGCGUCUUCACGUCGGGACUUUCGCGUCUGUGUGAACUUUGUGUUGCCUGGGAGUGACGCGGAAGCGCAGGGGAUCCGCCCGGCAGCUCUUGUCGUGGCAAUUGAUGGCGUCUCGAUGCGUCACGUGAGUCUCCAGCGCGUGUUGCUGGCGAUACGACGCGCGCGGACCUCAAGCGAGAAGAGGCGAAUGGAUGAGGGAGCAAAGACGAUGGACGUACCUUUGGUGAAUGAUGGCAGUCGUGGGUGGAUUGAAAUCGACUUGGCCCAACGAGAACAUGAGAUGAACGUGGACCGCAAUCCGCUUGCACUCACGCAGUUUCCGUCGCCCCAGGGCCAGCAGCUGCCAGGUGUGAAGCAGUUUCAAGACGGCAACAAAGAGAAGAGAGUGCAGGACUUCCUCAUGCAGACGCAGGAACCGAGUCCCCCGGCUCUUUUGCUCCAUGGACGAGAACGAUCGAGGUCGUUCAAGCACUUUUGGAUGUCGGAUCGAUCGAGCAAAGCGUGCUACGAAUGCGAGCGGCUGUUUACGUUCUUUCGACGACGACAUCAUUGCCGCUCGUGUGGACAGAUUUUCUGUGCAAACUGCUGUGCACGAUUGCCCCAGUCGUUUGGCGAGAACAAAGUAGACGAGUCACUUGUACGCUUGAGGAAACAGUUGGUGUGUCAUACGUGCCACCGCCAACUACGCGAAGGACUACAAGUGGAGCUGACAGGAGCUAGUUUUGAGGAUGACUCGCAGAAACCGAUGCAUUCUUCACCUACGCAGACGCUGCUGCUUAUGCCUCAGCAUAUUGUGGAAGCUAUGGAACGCUCGAUAUCUGAUGCGUCAAAAUUUAAGCAGCUGGACAAAUCGGAGCUUUUUGGUAAAGAUGAAAUCAGUGAUGAAAUGCGGGUGAGUGAGCAGCCUGAGAAGUCCCGACCACCGGCGCUGUUUGGUAUGUUUCCGAGAGUACAAAUCGUUGCAAGCGCGCAGCAUCUGAUCCAUCAACCACACCUGCAGGAACUAAGCAAAGAGGCGAAACAAAUCGAGCGAAGGACUGCCCGUAGACUUCGAACAUUCAGCGAGUCACAAAUCUUGCUUGGAAUAAAGGGCGCGCAGCAUGCGUCCCAAAAAUUGAAGCGCUCAAACAGUCAGGCAGAAUUUGGUAACCCAAGCAAUCAUCGCUGGAGCGAAGCGGAGUUUAAGCGUCUUGUUGCAGAAUCAAGUGCACAAGCACGACUGCGCGGUGCGUAUCCCACCUCAAAUGCUAUAACGACGCGGCCAAAGGCUUUAUCAGCGCCAUCCAACACUGCUCGUUUCGGAAGUGCUGUCCAGUGGAACACUUUUGGCCCCGACAAACUUGUUGCGAGCGAUGUUGGCAUCCUGGCCAUGGUUGGCCUGUCCAAAAAUGCUCGCAACGAGCUCGAUGAACCCGAGCAUGUCGUCAGAAGAGAAGCAGCGGUGGAAAAAAUGUCAAAAGAUGCUCGUGAUCGCGUUGAAGAGCGCAUAUUCCACUUGCUGGACAGCUCUAUGGCAGUAUCAAAGUUGUUUAUGAUCGAACAGCAUCGAUGGAUGCAAAUUAUUAACCUGUUCGCCCACCGAGCUGCACUCACUGUCUCGUGCGAGCCUGACAAAGGUGAUUCGCUGGAUAUUAUGCAGUACGUCCGCGUCCAAUGUUUGGAUGGAGGCCGCGUGCAAGACAGUUUCUUCAUUGAUGGUGUUCUUGUGCACAAAAGUUUGGCCCGUAAAGGAAUGAGAAGCGACAUUUUGAACCCGCGCAUUCUAUUGAUUGCCUCUGAGCUGGACUACCAACGCAAGAAAGAUGUGAUAUCGUCGUUAGAGAGCGUUGCUGGCCAAGAGGUGGAAUACAUGCACAUAGUCACAGAAAAGAUUAUGACUCUUAACCCGGACAUAGUCAUGUUCGAAGGCCAUGUGCACCGAGUAGCGGAAGAGUUGCUUUUCAAAGCCAAUGUGGCAGUCGUCAAAAACGUUCGCUCGCUCGACUUGCAACGAAUUGCUCGGUGCACCGGAGCUUCGGUAUUGACGUCGUACGAUCAUAUUGACAAAAUGUCCGGUGUUGGUGUAAUUGGUACUUGCAAGCGAUUUUAUGUCUUGCUGAGCGAUCAGGAGCCGAAAAGUGCAAAGCAGAUUGCGUUUAAGGCCAAUUGUGAAGGGUUGUACGUGGCAAAGGAAGGUUUCGAAAAGUCUCGACAGCGGAAAAAGCGUAUUCAACGCCAGAACAUUGUGUUUGAAGGAGGCAUCACGUCGAAAGGAUGCACUUUGUGCUUACGCGGAGGAACACCUGGUGUGUUUACGGACGUCACGAACGUGCUUACCGUUAUCAUUCGGGCGGUGUACAACAUGCGGCUGCAGCGAUCUGUGUUGGCAUCGUAUGGGUACAUUGCCCCUAGCCAGAACCACGAGCGUUCUGUCGCGGAGGAAUGGUUUGCCAAGUCUUCGACAUCCUUGUACAUAUCGCUCAAGUCCAAUUCACUUUCGAUGCGUGCUGCUCUGAAGGAAACGCAGGCCAUGUGCAAAUGGUGCAAGGCCCACACACGAUUCAAUAACAUCAGUUCGCUUCGGGUUGUUCAUGGGGCGAAGGAUGACAUUAGCCCUACGGCAACCGUGCAGAUGCGAGAUUCCAAUCGGUGUACAUGCGGAGCGAAAUCUUCAAAUUCACUGAGGGACCGUAUUCUAUUUUCCACCUGUUGGAGUUCACUGGAGGGAAAAACGGCAUCAAAAGCAGAAAUGAUGUGCAUUGACUUUUAUAGCUUAAAUGACAUGUCCAUUGGCCAGUUUCUGGAUAAUUUCUGCUUUGCAAGUAGCAAGGCUGAGUUUAAGCGUGCGUUUACGACGUCAAAGCUAUCUUUCUCUCAUGAUACCAGCCGCGCCAUUAUACGGGUGAAAGACUUGAAUGAGGUCAAGGGUACCAGCGACCAGUUCCUCCAAGCAGAACUCCUUCGAGAUACUAGUUACCGUUCUGUUCUGCAGCUAAUUCGAUCGGACGAAGUACUGAUGUGGUCUCGCGAUUUGAAUGACGGGGAUUUUUCUGCCCUUCUGUCCUCGGAGUAUUCAGUGAUUCCAGAAGAUACGUGGAAUUACUCCUUUGGUAAAUUUCUGGAAGACAUGUUCUAUGGAACGGCCAUGGAUAUUGACUAUGCCCGAUUUCCCCAUUUAGCUGGUGUGAGCGGAUCGCGAGAUAGCUCGUUAGUGCACUAUUUCUCUCGCCGUGGACGAGUCGUAAGUCUACAUGUCGAGCCUGUUGAGCCCAUUCUUCACGUCGCGUUGCAGCCGGCGCUCUGGCGGGAUCGCGUUGAUCACCAGGUCCAGCUCGAUGCCAUUCAUGAUCUCUGUGACCUUGUAUGCGAGGUUUACAGCGUCACGACCUCGAAAGUUGCUGAAUCGAUGGCAGAUCUGGUCACCCCACUUCACGCGAAGCAGAACCUGAGAAUCUUGCGAAAUGAAGUCCAGCAGUGGUACUCAUGCUUCGCCACGAAAAUUGAAUCGAAUCCACCGCAAGACGUGUUUGCUUACAACGCUCACUUUCGGAGCAUAUACGAGUAUGCAGUUGGAUGGAGUUUGCGCAUUACGCGUGCCGUUCAAGCUACGGUAAAGCCAACCAUGGUGCAUCACAUCGAUAGUCCGAAGAGCGCACUUCCUAAAGCAUGGUUUGAUCAGCUUGCGCAGCAAGCAGAAUUCAGCGAUCGCUGUAGCACCCCAUCGACUCCAAGUGUUUUGGGGACAACAUCAGGGAGUAUAAAAUUCCAAGAACCUGGAAAUUUGGCACACCUUGCGAGUUUUGCGCGUAGCUUGGCCGCUGCAAACAACCUUUCGCCACCUGGUGGAAUGCCGCAGAUCGUUAAUGAAGUUACGAACACGUUGCGAAAGAACGGAACUACGAGCUCUUAUCAAUCGGAGCCGUGGGAUACCGACGAAGGCUAUGAUCGUUAUGACGAAUCUAGCCAUUCCUUUCCGGUUGAUUUCAUGGCAGAAACGGAGCCGUAUUCGUCCGGGGCGCCGGUGUAUGGAAAAGCAUUGUCCACCAUGGGUCAUUCUGGGCUCGUCUCUUCUACCAUGGGUCCUUCUGGGUACGUUUCCUCCACCAUGGGUCCUUCUGGGUACGUUUCCUCCGCCAUGGGUGCUCCUGGGCACGUUUCCUCUACAAUGGGGACGCUCGCGUCCAGGAAAGCACUUGACGAUUUCCGUUUGACGCAGCAAGCAAAGAAGCCUGAUGGUUUGGGAUAUCUAGCGUUACCUAAACGCCUGCUCGAAUGGCAUCCUGGCCUUCCAAUGGGGGUAAGUAAGGCCCCUGUCCUAGUCAACGCGAAGCAGCCGACAUCGGUCGUGGCGUACUCGCUCUUCUCAAAAGAAUACGGUCAGUGCAUCAACGAAAACAUGCGGAAGGAAGCCACUCGGCGCAUGAUUGAGACGAACUUUACUGAGGACGGCGUACCGCCGAUGAUGGAUUGUAGUCAGUCCGAGGAGACCAGGAGAAUGUUGCGUACUUUGCGCUCAACCACGCGAAACAAUGUCGACCACACGUUCGUUGACGAGAACCAGUUCCAGUCCGGUGUACGGUUUUGUUGUAAAUCGUACUUCGCCAUGCAAUUCCAUGCACUUCGAAAGCUGUACUACGGAGGUGACCGGAACUAUGUGGAAUCUCUUUGCAACUGCCAGCAGUGGAAUGUAGCUGGCGGUAAGUCAGGCGCUGGUUUUUUGAAGACGCGCGAUGAACGUUUUAUCGCAAAGGCCAUUCCGGAAAUUGAGUUGCAGAUGUUUUUGAGUAUGGCAAACGAGUAUUUCUGCUACAUGGCGAAGACUUUCGAAAACGACAUGUCAUCUAUGCUCUCCAAAGUGCUUGGUUUAUACAAGGUGUCGAUUUUGAACACUACCCAAAGUGGUGACGGUGAUCAAAACGUGCGUAUGUGCAUAAUUGUGAUGGAGAAUUUGAUGUACGGGCGCGAAGUUGACUUCUCGUUUGAUCUGAAAGGCAAGAUGGAAGGACGCUACAAAGAGGGACAGAAUGGAGACAGUCGAUCCGUUUUGUGGGAUCGCAAUUUUGUGGAGUUGGCUGGUGGCAUACCGUUACCACUGCAGGAAUCUGCGCUGUCAUUACUUUUGUCUGCGAUUAUGAACGAUACGACCUUCUUGGCGUCGGUUCAAGCGACCGACUAUUCGAUGCUGGUGGGUUACGAUGUUGACAAGCAAGAGCUGGUAGCGUGCAUCAUCGACUACAUCCAUAAGUAUGACUUUAUGAAGAUGAUGGAGCAUGCCGGCAAACGGCUGAUUCAAGAAGAAGGAGAAAUAACCGUGCUUAAUCCGAAGCACUACCGCAAACGCUUUUGUCUGGCCAUGAAUAAGUACUUCGUUACGAUCCCGUCACGGUACACAAAGGUGACCACACUUGUUCGGAGCACGGCAUCGACCACGGCGUUCGGUGGCGCCGGCACAACACUUCAAGAUGAGAAGGACUAUACGCAGCCUCCCGCUAGUGCUAGUACGACUAUCGGUGUGUGA